AUGACAUGGACGAAUGAUGGAGGAGUUUUUGAAUUAAUCAUCGACGGCAUAUUACAAUCGAGUCUGACUGGGAUUGAAGCUGAUGGUAUAAUAUCUGCUCGAAGUCGAUUUAUCGUCGGUGGUUCUGACGUUGAGAAAAAAAACUUGGAGGUUGUCCUUCACAACUUGAAUGUUUGGGACAAGGUUGGUUUUAUAACAAACAUACUUGCAGGGAGGUGAGUCCGGAAUUGGACGCACCAAGGGUGGCUGGAAGUUUCCCGAAGUCACCGAGCGAAACAUGCCAUUUCGGUAAAAUGUUAAAAAGUACUGAAGAAUUUUAUACGCAUUUUACUUUUUAGUAUGUAAUUUUGUGUUUGGAUAACGAACAUUUUAGCCGCCAACAUACUACCCAAACAAACAAACUUAGGCUUAAAUUAAAGCUAAAAAAAUUCUCUACAAUACUCCCUUAUUCUUCAAAAGAGAAAAUGAACGCAUUCUGCGAAAACAAUGCCAAGAUUUAUAUAAACCUGCCCGUGCCGAACAAAUUUCGGCGGCCAUCUUUCUUUUUUUCCACUUUUAAUACAGAAUAUUCCAUUUUCAUCACACAAAAUAAAAAAAAUAAUAAUUAUAAAACAAUUAAAAACAGUUACUUUAUUUUUUAUUUAAAUCUUCGUCUGAAAUUUGCUCAAAUCGCUUCAUAAUGGCCGCCGCCGAAACAUCGAUCUCGAACCCACCUCCUAAACUUAUGUCAGCAGGUGGGUUCGAGAUUGAACGCACCUCCUCUUAGCCAAUAGGAAAGCAGCUAAUACGCUAGGUAUGACACAAUGUGUAUUAUCUCAUACCUAGCGUAUUAACGGCUUUCCUAUUAACUACGAAGAGGUGCGUUCAAUCUCGAACCCACCUGCUGACGUACGUUUAGGAGUCUCAGUAAGAACCUCAUGACCUCUUUAGAUCAAGAAAUAGAUUUCUCUCAAACUUUGUACUUGAGAUUGCCUUUAUAAGGGUUGUCAUAGACGGAUUUUGUGUGUGUGGGGGGGGAGGGAGGGUUGCAGGGGGGUGCUACCCCCUCAAUAUUAGCUAUAACCCCCCAAACAAAAUGUCCACCCCUCCAAAAAAAAUUUCAACCCCCCCCCAAUAUUCAGCAUAAUAAAAAAUAAUUAAAUAGUCCACUCCAACGUGCAGAGUGUUGAUGAUACAAAAUAAACGUAGGAGUACACUCAAAUAGAAAAAGACAGUGCAAUUCUCUGAAACUAAUUGCUCGCUUGCAUUCACUGGUUUAUUGGACCAAUUGUAAAGUUUUGAAACUCUACUAUCUCCCCUGAAUAGAGUUUGCAGUGCCUUGUCAUGCAAAUAGCUUGCUUGCAAGGAACGUUUGGAAAUUUUACGAACAUUAUUUUUAGUUUUUAAUUCUUUUAGGAAAUAGUCUUGCCUAGAUUUAAUGUUUACGUCCCAAAUAUUAUUUACAUCGGAGUUACAUCAUAAAUUGUACUCGGAUUCAAACGACACAAUGUCAAUGAUUUUAUAAAAGUAAAAGCAUAUUGUGUAUUGGCCUAUUGGGUUUACACUUUUACAGGUUCAUUUAACUAAUAACUCUCUCAAGUCUCAACAGACAAUUGAACAGGCCAAAUCCAUUGAUAUGACAACUUCAAAAAAGUUUUUUCGAAGCUAGAAAUCACGAUUUUUUUCAAAUUUUUCCAGGGAUACUUUGUUUUCUGCUCUCUAGAUUCCCACUCGCGGCUCUAGUGCUCCACCCCUGGAAUAUAGACCUUACUGGGGUUUUGUGACACUUUGUGUUGCUUCAGUCCCUGCUCACGGCUCACCCCCCUAAAAUUUCUGGCACCACCCCAGUAAAAAAUAUGAAAAUCCGUCUAUGAGGGUUGUUUCAAAAUAUUUUUGUUUUCAGUCUGAUUUCAUUUUGGCAAUGUUCCAGGAGGGUUAAGUUGAGCGUUAAAAUUAUGAUUUUUGCUGUUUCUCAAUAGUGGAUUUUUACUGAUUUUUAAACUUCUGUACAUCAAACAAAAAUAAUGAUAAACCUAAAUCAUUCCACAUAGUAGUAGCUUUAUAUGUCUUAAGUAACAAGGUAUCUACAAAUUUUUCAAAUAUGUUUUCUAAAUAUAGCAAUGACAUCAUUCAUGACAGACUAGAAUAGAGAUUUCUAAGUUCCUUAAAAAUGGGUUACAUAAAAACUCUAUAAUUCAAAAGUUAGACUUGCCAUGAAUGUAAUAUUAUUUCUAUGGUGAGAUUAAAGGUUGGUCUUACAUAAUAUAAAAUUAAAUGUUGCGGCCUGAAAAUUUUGGGGGCAACAAAACAUCAACAUUUUCAACUUUCGGUAGUUUAGAUCAAAUAAGAAUGUUCACCUUUUAUACUGUAAACUCUGCAUUCAAAGAGCGAAAUUUUACUUAUUAUUUCGACCUAGAACAGUGAUAAACAUUCGUUUGACCUUUACUGUUGUCUAAAGUUAUUUAGGGAAAAGCACUGACACAGACAUUUCCGUUAUGUAUGGACCAUAUUGUAUAAAUAAUAACAAUUUUCGAGCUGAAUAUAAACAAGGCAAGUUGUAAAUUUCCAACAGGUAAAGAUGUCUGUUAGUCAACAAAUUAUCGAACAUCGAUUUACUUUAAAGAAGAUUUAUUUAAAAAGUCAAGAGAAAACCUAACCCAAUAUAAUUUAUACAAAGAUAAUAUAUGCCUCGAUCAAUGAUCCCGAUUGUCAGUUGACUUAUUAUUUGACAUUUGUCAGCUGUCAUUGUUCUUUAGUAUUAAUUACUUUCGAUAUCUUAAUGAUUAUUGUAGACACAGUCUGAUAUAUAAAUUUUGAUUCUUUGUCAACAGGCAAUGCUAGUCAAUUCCUGCAUCAUUAUAUUUGUCCGGAAUUAAUGUUGAGCUUUGUUCUGUCAAGAAUGAAACAAACUAAAUCUAAUUUUUCUAAAUAUAGAAAUGUUUCUACAUUUAGAAAAUAUAUUUGAAAAAUUUAUAGAUCCCUUGUCACUUAAGGCAUAUAAAGCUACUAUUGUGUGGAAGGAUGUAGGUUUAUUAUGAUUUCUGUUUGAUGGAGGCAAAAUCGUCCAAGGCUACAAUGUUUGACAGCCGAAUAAUUUGGCUGGUCAGCGGCUUCCGCCAUAUUAACAAUAACAAAAUCGAGUAAAAACGACGGAGGAAUUGACUAGCAUAGCCUGUUGAUGAAGAAUCAAGAUUUAUUUGCAAGACUGUGUUGUCUACAAUAGUCAUUAACAUAUCGAAAAAGAUUGACACUAAAGAUUAAUGGCAGCUGACAAAUGUCAAAUAGUAAAUCUACUGACAAUUGGGGUCAUUGAAUGACAAGGUUGUGGAUCAAGCCAUAUCUUUGUAUCAGUUAAUUUAAUAUUGGAGUAUGUUUUCUCUUGACUUUUUAAAUAAAUCUUCAAAAUAAAUCGAUGCUCGAUAAUUUUUUGACGAACGGACGUCUUUACAUGUUGCAAAUUCAUAACUUGUCUUUUUAUUUCAGCUAGGAAAUGUUUAUUAUUUAUGCAAUACGGUCCAUACAUAAACAGAAAUGCCUGUGUCAGUGCUUUUCCCUAAAAGACUUUAGACAACAGUAAAGAUCAAACGAAUGUUUAUUACUGUUCUAUGUCGAAAUAAUAAGUAAAACUUUGGUCUUUGAAUGCAGAGUUUACAGUAAACGGUGAACAUUUUUAUUUGAUCUAAACUACCGAAAGUCGAAAAUGCAGAUGUUUUGUUGGCCUGUAGUACCCCCAAAACUUACAGGCCGCAAUCUUUAAUUUUACAUUAUCUAAGACUAACCUUUAAUCUCUGCACCAUACAAAUAAUAUUACAUUCAUGGCAUGUCUAACUUUUGAAUUAUAGGGUUUUUAUUUCACCCAUUUUUAAGGAACUUGGAAAUCUCUAUUUAGUCUGUCAUGAAUGAUGUCAUUUCUAUAUUUAGAAAACAUAUUUGAAAAAUUUGUGGAUACCUUGUUACUGGAGACAUAUAAAGCUACUAUUGUGUGGAAGGAUUUAGUUUUAUCAUUAUUUUUGUUUGGUGUACAGACGUUUAAAAAUCAAUAAAAAUCCACUAUUGAGAAACAGCAAAAAUCAUAAUUUUAGCCCUCAACUUGACCCCCCUGGAACUUUGCCAAAAUGCAAUUAGGCUGAAAACAAAAUGAAUUUUGAAACAACCCUUAUAAAGGCAAUCUAAAGUACAAAGUUUGAGAGAAAUCUAUUUCUUGAUCCAAAGAGGUCAUGAGGUUCUUACAGAGACUGCCUCUUAAUCAGACUGAAAUUUCAAAUGACGCGAGCCAACAGAUCACGACACAUUUGUAUAUAAAAAGGGCGCGUGAAUUGAACAAGUCAUAUAUUAUUAGCACUGAUGAAGAUCCGGGCUUACGGAUUGAAAGCUUUGCAGUAAUAAAUUUACGUGGUGUUUCCACAAACAAAACUAUUAUUGAAUGAGUUUUUGAGCAAUUAGGUUGUUACCCAUAUAUUAUUAAGAGGAGAUUUGUUUGUAUGUUACUGAACACGUGCUCAAAUUUAAAACUAAUGAGUGUAAUAUACCUCUUGCUGUUCUGACUAUACUGUAUACAUCCAAAAUUUUUAUUUUUCGAUACGUUUCUCAAUCGGCAAAUAAAAUAAUGCCAAAAUGAAGAGAUUUUAGAUCGUACGCCAAAGAGAAAAGUAUGUCUGUAGUUCAGCAAGUUUUGCUUAUAUUGCUGUAAAUAUGGCGUCACGUCAUGGCGUAUAUUUUAAGGUAAUAUCAUGAUUGCGGGCAUUCCCUUUGUUCUCGCAGGGCAAUUAAUAACUAAUAUCCCUCAUUAUAUUCAUUUUUCUAAUCCUACCCGCUUUUACGUCAUGUCAGGUAGAAUUAGUUCUAAUCCUACCCGAAACGACGUCAAAGCGGGUACGAUUAGAAAAAAUGAAUAUAUCUGAAAUCGCCAAAACUAAACAAAGACAUGGAAAACAAUUAUACCAUUUAAUUUAUACCAUUAUUUAUUGUUAAUUGGUUUUUAAUGGCCCUGCGAGAACAACGGGAAUACCCGCAAUCAUGAUAUUACACUCCAACUAAAUGACCCUCAUCGAGCGGCGCCCAAGGGAAUUUUACUAAACGACCCUCAUCGGGCGGGACGUUUUAAUAGCUAAUUCGCCUCUUUCUAUGCUAUUACUUAUAAUAAUUCCGCAGUUUUUCAUUGCGCACUUUUACUGCGCACAUCUUAUAACUUAUAUUUUCAUCCACUAUACGUACCGUUUAAAGAAAAAUCAUUUUAUGACGGUUUUAUGUUACUUCAAAACAUCUUUGGUUACAUCUUGGGUGCAAAAAAUUAUGUUAAAUCAAUGUUUUCAAAAAAGGCAUACAAAAGUGUAGCUAUGGGGUUCCCCGUGUCUGUAGUAUAUUGAUUUACUUGUAUUUCACGUUUUAAUGCCACAAUUCCGUAAAACGAUCGGUGACCCCCGUUUUUUAACUGAUAAUUUAUUUCUUUAAUGCAUUUUACAUUUUUAUCCGAAAUUAAAGGAAAAAUCAUUUCUGGAUCUUGAAAAAAAGUCCUUUAUCAAUGCAUGUUCUCAAAGAAAGAUAUGUAACGAAAUGUGGAAAAGAAAUUUAUGGAUCACAAUUGCAUGUACACGUUUGUAGUUUCACUUUGCUCAAAACACAAUAUUUUUUCAAAAAUAAUUACAAGAUAGGUUUACCAAAGCAAAAUCCGCUCUAAAAACGUCAAUAAAUAUCGGGCUGUUGCUCGUAAUGAGCGUCAAGAUGGCGCCAUAUUGGGGUAAAGGUGGUAUAUUGUGAUUGUCAUAUCUUCUUAACGAGUUCGGUGACCCCGACUUUUUUGUGUGAUUUUACUUUAACUAUAUCAUAAACUCCAUGCCUGGGAAGUUUCAGCACAUUCUCAUUUCGGGAACAAUUACUGCGGAAUUACCUUAAUUGACAUUCUUUGCUAUUAUUUUAGUUUCUCAACCAGCAAAUGCAUUUAAAAAGGUAGCUAACUGUAUAAACUAGAGAAUAAAGCUAAAACAAACCAAUUUUGAGAUGUACGCCAAAAAGAUUUUCGGUUUUGAACACUUUUCAUCCCAAAUACAGGACAUAGAAAAAAAUUGCUUCGUAAUAGUAUUCAGUUAUUUUGUAAUUAGGUAAUCGUCUUUGAACAGCCUCUAUGGGGAAAUAUUUAACAAUUAUUCGCCUCAGGCUCGGUGAUUAUCGGCGAUUAUUCGCCAAGACGAAGUCGAGGUGAAUAUUCCCCGAUAAUCACCGAACCUGAGGCGAAUAAUUGUUUUAGUAUUUUUACACAAGUUCUUGCAUUUUUUUUAACUGAAUUUAUUUUAAUUUCGCUUAUGUCUUUAUCAGUACCACAAAACGGGUAGCCGCCAUUUGAAAAUUUACGUCAAAUUUGACCAAUCAACGUGUAGGAUUUGUUAUGUUCACUUGCGCAAGAAUACUAACUUAAGAAUCAAUCAAUCAAUCCAUCAAACAACACAAGUGAAAACAUAACCUCCUGGCGCAAUUUAAAUAUACUCGGUGCCUUUCUAAUGAUUUUUUCGCAUCAUUUGAAAGGUUUUAUGGGAUGAAAUGUUAUAUAUGAUGACGUCACAGCCAGGAAGUGAUAUGGGAAAUUUUGUUGCUUGGAGAGAUUUUAAGAAACCUGCAAGUAUCCCAGAUGAAAAUUUUCACAUUCAGAAAGACAACUCCAACAAUUUUCGUGUUCAAACACGUAAGUGUACCAAACAUGAGCACGUGUUGUGCACGCUUGCCUUAAUAAAGCUACACGCGUAAAAACGCGCAAGUUGUUACAGGUUUGCAAACAAAUUGUAACAAGAUUGUUGUCGAGCCGUUAUCAAGAUGUGUUCGCACUGCUUGGAACAAGUUGUCAUCGCCUUGUUACAAGCAUAGAGAUGACACUAUUUUAGGAAUCGAGGGUGAAAUUUGGGAGCGCGGUAGUGGGGGGCAAAUUGAAAUCCCGGAUGAACACCACACAAUUCUUGGGUUACACUUGAAACCAGGAAAAUCCAAAACAAGUCUCACAAAACUGGGUAUUUUAUAUGUUUUGCAUAUCAUUACUACAAGCAUACGCCAAAAUUUAGAAAAUUAAACGAUUGAUUCCCCUUGAAAAGAUCAAAAUUGCUGACAUCAGCAUUAUUUUGUAGCGCCUUCAAAAAUGUGUUAUAGACAAAUUGAGGUAAAAAUGCUUGGUAAAAAUCAAAACGGGAUAAACAAGAGGUUUAGAGAUUUUGGCUUACACUCGCUCUUAUUUCAGCAUUUUAUUUUUUUGCCCUCCAAAAGCCGCGUUCCCUUUCUUUGACUGGAUAAAGAUUACGAUGCCCCCUCUAGUGUUAUUUAUAAUCUCUAUGGUUACAAAGUUGAUGUCGGUAACAGACGUGCUACAAAUUUCCUGGUACUUUGACAGUUCUUUAAACACGAAAUUUACACCGUAUAAAUUUAAACUGCGUUUUAAAUCUUACAUUUUUGUACGCAAGUCCUCUUUAAAGUGAUUUUGCCCUCCCCCCCUAGAAUCUCUCUUACCCCUCUAAUAAAGUGUUCAACCCCACCAAAAUUUCGAAUUCGCUUCACCCCUCCUAUUUUGUGUGAAAGUCUUUAAUUAACCCAAACGCCUAACCCCUGCCGAAGCUCACUGAGUGGUGCCACUUGCACCCCACCAGAAAUUUUUCUACCCCUUCUAUUAAAAAUAUGGAAAUCCGUCCUUUGUACAAAUGUUGCGGAAUGUUCAGCUUAGUGGACAUUCCGCUUGCGAACAUUUUUGAACUGCAUGUGUAGAUUUUUACACCCUCUGUAUAAUGUAUAGUAAAUUGUGUUCAUCCCGUCCCCCCCCCCCUGGCUUAGUAAAAAACUUACGGUAUUUCCAAUGUGAAUUUUCAGUUUUCAUGAACAAUGUUGGACUCAUGUUCUCUACACCAUUUCCUGCGUAUUCUCAUUGUCUUAGUUGUGGUUGCUGUUGGCCCAAAGGCGGAGUGGCAGUUACGAUGUGGCUGCAAUUGA
This is a messenger RNA of Paramuricea clavata, 7938 nucleotides long. The record is from the annotation of a GenBank genome assembly. Lineage: Eukaryota; Metazoa; Cnidaria; Anthozoa; Malacalcyonacea; Plexauridae.